CGCGCUUCCACGCGAAGCCGCUUCUCCUUUAAGAGGCUGGCGCUCGGCCGGCUCUGCCCGAGGCCGUCCCAAGUCCCCCCGGCCCAGGGCGUGUCUGUCCCCGGGGUGGCACCGGCCGCAGGGAGGGAGCGGAGCUGGCGGUGCUGGUCUUGCGCGGAGCCCGGCCAGGAGCGCGCGGGUCCGGGGAAGCGGAGAGGGAGCGAGGUCGCCCAAGGCCUACCCGGCGCCGGCUCAGGGAGGACCCCCUUGGCGUCUCCAUCUUUGCGCCGCGCCUUGGCCGCGGAAGAUGCGCAUCCUCCUCCUUGCAGCUGCUGGUGGCGGCGGCGGCGGUGGCGGCGCUAGUGUCCGGGGAGCGCGGUGAUUAGCCAGAUGGGGACCGGCCUGCCCGGCUGACGGAGCGGGGGGAAAGGAGGAGGAGGAGGAAGAAGAGGAGGAGGAGGAGCGGGCGCUUUUGUUGCCGCUGCAGCCGCUGGAUCGUCGGCUGCGAGGAGAGGCUGCGCGGCCGGCUGGAGACGCCGGGCGGAGGGACUAGCUGGACGUUACCUCAAGCUAGACACCGUCAUGGCAUGCCUCCACGAGACCCGCACACCUUCUCCAUCCUUUGGCAGUUUCAACACUAUCUUGACGGAGAGCUCCCUCCGCAAGCUGGACCCCGACGCCUCGGACUGCACCCCUGAGAAGGACCUGACGCCCACCCAGUGCGUGCUGAGGGAUGUGCUGCCCAUCGACGGGGGCGGAGGCGGGGGCAGCGGGCACAGCCCCAGUCCCAGCGAGGAGGCGCACGACCAGUUUGCCAACAGUGUCCUGCAGCUCCACGAGAAUGAAGCUGGCGGGGGAGGCGGGGCCGGCGCAGGGGCCGGGGCCGGGAACCCCGAGGUGCGGCCUACCCGUUACCAUGCCGACCAAGUGCGGAUCCACUGCCACGCGGGGAGUGGCUUCCUGGAGGGCCUGUUUGGUUGCCUCAAGCCCGUCUGGACCAUGAUUGGCAAGGCAUAUUCCACUGAACACAAACAACAACAGGAAGACCCCUGGGAAGUGCCCUUUGAAGAAAUCAUGGACCUGCAGUGGGUGGGCAGUGGGGCCCAAGGCGCUGUGUUCCUAGGACGCUUCCAUGGGGAGGAGGUGGCCGUCAAGAAGGUGCGAGACCUCAAGGAGACGGACAUCAAGCACCUGCGGAAACUGAAGCACCCCAACAUCAUCACCUUCAAGGGUGUUUGCACCCAGGCCCCCUGCUACUGCAUCAUCAUGGAGUUCUGUGCCCAGGGGCAGCUGUACGAAGUGCUGCGUGCCGGGCGCAAGGUCACCCCCUCGCUGCUGGUCGACUGGUCCAUGGGCAUCGCCGGCGGCAUGAAUUAUCUGCACCUGCAUAAGAUCAUCCACCGUGACCUCAAGUCACCCAACAUGUUGAUCACUUACGAUGAUGUGGUGAAGAUCUCUGACUUUGGCACCUCCAAGGAGCUCAGUGACAAGAGCACCAAGAUGUCCUUCGCCGGAACAGUGGCCUGGAUGGCCCCAGAAGUCAUUCGAAAUGAGCCUGUCUCUGAGAAGGUUGACAUCUGGUCUUUUGGAGUCGUCCUCUGGGAGUUGCUGACGGGAGAGAUCCCUUACAAGGAUGUGGACUCCUCAGCCAUCAUCUGGGGGGUGGGCAGCAACAGCCUCCACCUUCCUGUGCCCACCAGCUGCCCUGACGGUUUCAAGAUCCUGCUAAGACAGUGCUGGAACAGCAAACCUCGGAACCGGCCCUCCUUCCGCCAGAUCCUGCUCCAUCUUGACAUUGCGUCCGCCGAUGUGCUGUCUACACCUCAAGAGACCUACUUCAAAUCCCAGGCUGAAUGGAGGGAGGAAGUGAAGUUGCAUUUUGAAAAGAUCAAGUCAGAGGGGACAUGUUUGCACCGCUUGGAGGAGGAGCUGAUCCACCGGCGGCGAGAAGAGCUCAGGCACGCUUUGGACAUCCGGGAGCAUUACGAGCGCAAGCUGGAGCGAGCCAACAACCUGUACAUGGAGCUCAACUCCCUCAUGUUGCAGCUGGAGCUGAAGGAGAAGGAGCUACUCCGGCGGGAGCAAGCCCUGGAGAAGAAAUACCCUGGGCUCUUUAAGCACCAUCCUUCACGCAGCCUCCUGCAUGGCAACACCGUGGAAAAGCUGAUCAAGAAGAGGAAUGUGCCUCAGAAACUCUCUCCGCACAGCAAGAGGCCUGACAUUCUGAAGACGGAGGUGAUCAUGGACCCCACCCUGCCCCAGCUCGCCAUCCCCGUGUGCCAGAAAGGGCCCCCAUCCCCCGGGCGCAGCCGCCGGGCAAAGUCGCGCUACCGCAAGGUCAGCACCCGAGGCAGCUGUGGGGAGCUGGCCGAUCCCGGGGGAGCCAAGCGCCUAGAGCCCUGCGCGGCCCUCAGGGGGCUCCAGCACGACCUCCUGCUGCGCAAGAUGUCGUCUUCCAGCCCCGACCUCAUCUCCACCACCCUGGGAGCCGAAGGCCGCAAGGGGGCGGCCGGCCCCGAAUCCCCGCCAGCCGAGCAGCCCCGCAGCGAGACACCCAGCGAAGACGCGGCCUCCGUCCCCUGCUCCAGCAGCCCCGAGUCACCCUCUUCGCGACAAGGCGCUGUGGGCCCACCAGGGAAGGCCGGGCUGCAGCCAAGAGAGGAAGCCGAGCGGGAGCAGGGCAGGGGCAGCCGAGCAGCGGCUGCACCGCAAUCCCAGCACCUCACGCCAGCGGCCAUGUUGUAUCGGGCAGCCGUCACCCGGAGCCAGAAGCGUGGGGUCUCCUCGGAGGAGGAAGAAGGCGAGGUAGACAGCGAAGUCGAGCUCCCUCUCCGGCAAAGGUGGCCUCAGGCGAUGAGCAAGCGGCAGUCGCUUUCCACUUUCAGCUCCGAGAACUUCUCCGAUGGGGAUGGCGAGGAGGGCACUGCCAGCGAGGGCACCACAGCAUCCCACAGCGGCGGCACGCCGGAUGUGGCCAGCACCAACACAGACGAACGCCUGGAUGCCGAGCGCUCGGACGACGACAUCCUGGGGCACUCGGACGGGCUGUCCGAAAAGGAGGCGGCCAUCCAGCUUGUCAAACGCCAGCUCAGUGCAGAACAGAACCCUGGAGAGGACGCUGCUGCCUACGAGGAUUCGGACUGCGACAGUGCCGAACUGGACCAUUCAGGCAGCGGGGAGACGCAGAGACUUCAGGACAUGCCCAGUUUGUGAUUGCACCCGUCUGGCCUUUCCUUCCCCAGGUUGUACAGACCCCCCGGGCCCUUCCUCUGCCUCCCUGCACCACGACCACCUCCCCAGAUAUUUAUAUAAAUAAUCUAUAAAAGCUCUAUAUAAAUCUAUAUUAUCUCAUAAUCUCUGGAAGGAGAGCCAGUGCGCCUCAUCCAUACUCUCCCGUCCCUGACUUCCUUCGGACUGGUUGUGGGGUCGAGGGCCGCUUCCCCGCCACCGGGGCUUGCAGUUUUCACUUGGGGCAGCUGGAGACGUGAAACAAACGGGACACGCAAACUCUGCAUCCGUCAGCCCCGCAACUAAGCAGGGGAGGAUUUCGAUACACGCAGAAAGCAGUCGAUCCCUUCUGUUCUGCUGCCUCAAGAGUCCCGGACAUUGUGGGCCCCAGCAAAGGACCAACAAGCUCUAACCAAGCCCAGGGAGUCAGCGAUGGGCCCGUGGAUCGGAGAGAGAAGACCCAGGCUGGGGAAUGGUGCCUUCGUCUACCAAAGGAAGCGGCAAGGAGCUCUCGGCGCACUGGCAAGGCUCAAACAUCUUAGCUGGACCAGGCACAUCCCAGGUGCCAGACUGUUUCUGAUCUGGACUCAAUGCAUGUUUGGGCCGCAGUCAGCACGGAAACCUCCCCCUACCCAGAGCUUGGGAAUAAGUUGUUUUCCUUCCCCUUGCCCCCAAUAUAGCCCUCCCCAAAAGUAACAACCAAAGCCUGAGCGCAACAAGCCCUCUUCUCUUCCAACAGUCCUCCCUCCCUCCCUCCCAUACUGUAUAUAUGUGUACACA
Molecule: messenger RNA, 3987 nt
Organism: Lacerta agilis (Sand lizard)
Lineage: Eukaryota; Metazoa; Chordata; Lepidosauria; Squamata; Lacertidae
Gene: MAP3K12
Product: mitogen-activated protein kinase kinase kinase 12
Exons: 14
Coding region: 562-3192 (876 amino acids)
Biological process (GO): protein autophosphorylation; JNK cascade
Molecular function (GO): ATP binding; JUN kinase kinase kinase activity
Source: RefSeq, a predicted model, not a curated record